Messenger RNA from Lingula anatina, 4091 nucleotides. RefSeq lists its product as uncharacterized. The record is from RefSeq and is a predicted model, not a curated record. Gene Ontology annotation, biological process: regulation of DNA-templated transcription. Gene Ontology annotation, molecular function: DNA binding. Lineage: Eukaryota; Metazoa; Brachiopoda; Lingulata; Lingulida; Lingulidae.
UUAUUCUUACAGAAAUUAUUUGAACAUUUCUAAAAUAUGCAGUUAACGCGUGAUCUCGCUUAAUCGGGAUAUCCAUAUCGAUGAUAAUGGAUAGUUGAUGUCCAUCGAUAUUACAAGUCGAGGGACUGUCCAAGCUACAGUCAUGGAGACGCAGAUAGAAUGGGACCCACCCUUACGAAAUGGUCAGGGCUGCUUUUUUUCUGAAGCAAUCUUCUGUGAAAUGUGGCCGGCGAGUUUUCCAGACCAGCUGAGGCUAAAGCAGGCAGAAAUAGAGGCAGAGAGCACCAGAUCACGCUGCGAUUCCAAGUUGGAAAAGGUUGAGCAGGGGCCCACACAACCCAAGGUGUCAAGGGGUGAGACUCAGCCAGCCCAAGGUGAACAUUUACCAAAGCAUGAAGCCAGGCAACACUAUGCUAGCUUCCACACUGAUCUUGAUGAUGAAAAGUCCACAUCACCAGAGAAGAAUAAGAACAAAAAAGAUGUGGCUAGAUUGAAGAAGGGAGUUAUGUUUCUUCGUAAGAGAGUGCCCUACCCGAGGAAGUCUUCUCUCAGCAGAGCUCAACAGAAGAAAUAUUUAGAACUGUACAAUAAGUUUUUGAAUCAUUUGCCAGCUCAGCCUUCUAAACAAGAACUCAAGGAUAUUAAUAUGUUCAAGGAACUGCAAGUAAAAGUUGGUGCAGAGCAAGAAGAAUUCCUAGCAUUCCUGGAACAGCUUUCUAAGAAAUUUCCAAAGGACUAUGCCUGGAUCCACCCAGAAGCACGCCAAUAUGUUGAGGAAGUUUUGUCUGUGGCAAGAGGAAGACUCCAGUCUUAUCCUAAAUGGUAUAUAGGUGUGGGAGAGGUGCAGCUGAAACCACCUGCAGAUGGUGUAAAACCUGUUAUGAAGCUGUUAGGAACUGUUCUGGAUGUGGGUCCAGUUAUGAAGGUCAUCCUUCCCAGCAUGCAUCUGCAUGGUUUAUCAGUGGUCAUCGUACCCACAGAUUACGACAAAGUCAGCCAGAGAUUUCCCACCAAACAACGGGUUGUCACAGAAAAUAAAGUUUGGAAUAAGGAGGUUUGCAGUCAAGACAAAAAUGCAGAGAGGUUAGCUCAGAAGUAUGGAGCAGAUGUUGUCCUCUCAUCCAGUGUGUUAAAAUGUCUAGUGGACAAUCAAGCCCCUGGGUACCAGCAUCAGUGGGAGCUGCCUGUCACAAUACGAGAACACUCUGUUCAAGAUCCAGUUACUGGAGAAAUAAAAAACACAAAAACUGUUUACAUAGAUAAGCCUUUGGCUCCAAGGUAUCUGACGGCUCGAGAAAAAAAUGUUCAGUUUUAUAAACCUGCAUUGAAAACCUUUCUCACUCAUCUUCCAACACAAAAACUACAGAAAUUGAUCAAAGAGCAGCAAUUUGUAGAAGGUGCAGAAAAGUCUAAUCAGAUGAAGGGACACAUUUCAAAAAAUACCAAUCCAACAUUGCCUAACAAUGAAGAAGAGGAUGUUUUUGGAUCAACCACUGGCAUUGAGGAAGUUGAAACCUUUGGUGUUGGAAGCAGUUUUAAGUCUGCUUUUUCUUGGCCCUUUGGCACAGAAAGUAAAAGGACAAAGAGCAAAGAAAAUAUUGAACAGAAAUUGCUGGAAAUGAAGCAGGCAAUAAGUUCAGUCACUUCAAGUUUAAAAUCAGAAACCGUCACUAACAUAGAAUCCAGUGAAUUUGAAGCAUCGACUUUGAGGUUUGCUGAACCAAAACAGCAAAACCAGGCUGAAGUAAAUAAACAGAUAGCAGGAUCAAGUUCUGAUGAGGCUCUUUCUAAAGUUGCCCAACCUGCAGCCAUAAGUGGCUCAAAUAUUCCGGCUAGUGCUAAAAACGAAAAACCUAGAUUAUUGUCACAAAGUGAUUCAUCUGAUGAUGACAGUAAACUUGUCAUUGAUAUAGAGGACCAGUCAAGCUUUGAAAAACCUUUCAGACCUCCUUUACAGAAUACAAGAAAAAUUCAGCCAUGUUUGCAUCAAAAUGAAAACAUUUCUGAUACAAUUGAUAAUGCAGCUGAAAAUUGUCUCCAAGGCCCUCUUUCUCUGUCAGACUCUGCCAGACAAAAAGUUAAUAAUGAUGAGCAGGUGACAGGAGAAGUGACCUCAGUGAGGCAAACUAGGUCAAGGUCAGCUGUUGAAACCUCAUUUUCACUAACAGAUGGCAGCAGUGAUUUCCAUCCAACUCCAGCCAAGAGAGGCAGAGGUAGACCAAGGAAGGGUUCCCAGCAGACUUCGUGUAGUGAGGAAAGCAUAGGGCCAGGCAGUGAGGCUUGUGAGGAUAGAGAUGGACAGAAACAAGAUGGAGAUGGAGAUGCAGUUGAAUCAGCACUUCCAAAGCGGGUGCUCCGCAGCAACACAAAUUCUGUAGCAGCGAUUGGACAAGUAGAGACCCCACAGAAAGAUGUGAAUAUAGUCAAGGAAACAGAUGAGGUUACACCUGCUGUUAGAAAAAGAGGACGACCAAGAAAAAAUCCACUACCUGAAGCUGAGAAACAGACAUUAACAGAUGUCACCACUGCACCAGCCAAACAGACAAGAGGAGCCAAAUUAGAGAUUGUAAACCACAAAGAUUCCCCAGCAGAUGUCACUGUGUCUGAGGCUCCCGGUAACCAAGACCACCAGAACCAAGCCAGUGAAGGACAACCUGCUGCAAAUGAACCAAAAGCAAAGAAACCAAAAGUCAAGAAACCCCAAGGCAGUGGGGUCACUCCUCUUGAUUCCAUCCUCCAAAUGCAGGAGAAGAUGCUCCACAAAGGACAAGCCACACCCAGAGUUAGUUUCCCACAGGGGCCACAGAGUCAAACCAGUGGUGUGAGGACUGGUGAGAGGAAUGAUGUCCCUCAAAAUUCAGCACAGCAUCAGCAGCUUCCUGCUAAAGAAGAUGUGUCAGACUAUAACAGACCUCAGACACAGAAUUUAGUUUACAGUUUGUGGACAUUUGGCAACUUAAAGCUGCUGGUACGAAGCAACAUCCAUGGUGUUAUGAGGGACGAACAGUUAGGGACUCGUAAAGUUGCAGUAGUCCCAAAAAUGGAGUAUCAAGCAAUGUACGGUGCAGAGCAGACAACGUUUAGCGAGACAGCAAGGAUGUGGAUGACUUCUUUUCUAAGACAGAAUUGUAACAUUGUGCGAGCAAGAAUCAAUGUGUUCACCUCAGAAGUGAUGACCCUAGAGGAGCUGGACACGUCUAAAAUCCUCUACCCCAGGUGUCCAUUCAGCCCUGACAAUACAAUGCCAGUGGUUUACCAUGUGUUGGAGAAACUUGCAAUGUUACCUGAAGGACAUUACCUGCUGAGUCAUGAAAAGGGAGACAGCAGCUGUCAUAUCAGGAGAAGCACAGAUCCAGAUAAGAAGGGCAGCUAUAAUCUUCACAACAGUCACCUGUGUACUGACUUGACCUCUGACCACCACAGAGAAGAUAGCCAGUGGAUACCAGUUGACCCCAACGUGAUGCUGCCUUACUACCAUAAGAAGUUUGACCGCAUACCAGCGACUUUUGACCCCAAAGAUAUGUCGGCAACACAGAAGUUCAACUCGGGACAGAGUCAGCCAAAGAACAAGAAAAAGAAGAAAAAAUGAGUCAGAACUGAUAAGCACGAAGAUCAUUUUGAAAUAUGGAAGACAGAUAUACCUAUUUUGUUAUGCAUAUUUUAUAUGCCAUUGAGAGGAUAUUAUUACAUUUUCCUGUAAUACAAAAAAACUUAUAAAACAGAGAAUACGACAGGAAGAAUAAUAAAAAAGAUGGGGUUUGUUCAGUGCUUCUCAUAUUGGACAGGUGCACGUGUAUUCAUCAUCAUCUGUGGGCACCUGUCACCCUGAGAUAGGGUACGGAGGAAUGUAAAAAAUUGCAGCAUGAUUUACUUAGCGUUGCCAAUGGUUGCUCAUUGUUACUGAUGGAUGGAACCCAGUGAUAGCUCAGAAAGCAUGAAGAAGAUUUUUGCGUGGGAUAAAUGAACCCCCAAAGGAUCGUUCACAAAAUACUAGGACGCGAUGAUUAGCGUGUCUUGCGACAGGAAUCUUUAUAAAAGCGAAUAAAAUGCGAAGAAAAUGUUAGUUAACAUUUAUUCAUAGAGUUGGUGUU